AAAAUCCCACCAAUGGUAAAGUCAUGCCCUCGAGAUAUACGAAGUGUGUCUGAUACUCGACUAACACCUAUCGAAUGGGACACUGAGGACAUGUUUGUAGACAAUGUGGGAGUGACUUCGAUUACAAGCAACUAUCGUGCAGGGCAAUACUUUACAUGGGGUUACUAUCGAGUUAUUUAUACUGGUAGUGAUGCCGCUGGAAAUACAGCAUUUUGUUCAUUUUCGAUUGUUGUUUCACCAGCCGAAUGUCAGAUACCAAAACCAGAUGAGCAGCUGCAAGGCAAAGCCAUAGUUGAAAAAGUGGCUGGAGUGGAUGUACUUCUCAAGGCCCAAAUUGAAUGUGCGGACAAAUUCUAUCCGAGAACGGGCCCAGAGUUCUAUGUUUGCGAUGUAAUGGGUCAAUGGGACCGCAUAGGUUUGUGGCCAGCAAAUCGGACUUAUUCUUUCCCGUCGUGUGGUACGACCACUAAUCCCACACAAAACAUUACUGGAACGUUACAAGAAUACGGUAAUUGUACAGUGAUUCGCCAACGACUUCUGGACUCUUUGUUAAGUGAUUUGGCGCCUUAUUGCGGCAAUUGCACGGAUGAGGUUAAGUAG
Messenger RNA from Strongylus vulgaris, 600 nucleotides. The record is from the annotation of a GenBank genome assembly. Lineage: Eukaryota; Metazoa; Nematoda; Chromadorea; Rhabditida; Strongylidae.